GAAGAAGAAGCAACCGCAACAUGUUUCUGCGGCGCAGUGCAACUCGCGUUUCCCGUCCAAGGCCCCGGCCUCGUCUCCUCCUUCAUCUGCAACUGUGCCGACUGCAAGAAACUCACCGCCGCACUAUUUGCCUCCAACUUCACUAUUAGAGAUGAAUACCUCAAGCAUGUGCGCGGCCGCCAGCAUCUCAAAACAUAUUCGCACCAGCUUUCUCCUCCUCCCGCGCAAACAAAUCGCGCAUCAGGCCACAGCAUGACAAGCUACUUCUGCGAAGCCUGCGGUACCCUCAUGUAUCGCAUUGGCGCGGCGUUUCCCAAAUGCUCGAUUCUGCGCCUCGGCACUGUCGACGACUUGCGGUUGGCCGAGACCAAGCUGAAGCCUACGCGCGAGCUGUUUGUCAAGGACCGCGUGAGCUGGAUUGCUGGUGUGCAAGGGAGUGAGGGGAGGAGGAAGUAG
Exserohilum turcica Et28A is the source of this 456-nucleotide messenger RNA. RefSeq lists its product as uncharacterized. The annotation marks the transcript as partial. Gene Ontology annotation, molecular function: carbon-sulfur lyase activity. Lineage: Eukaryota; Fungi; Ascomycota; Dothideomycetes; Pleosporales; Pleosporaceae. The record is from RefSeq and is a predicted model, not a curated record. The transcript is spliced from 3 exons.